UAUUUUUUCUCCUUUCUCGUUACUCAUGUGUCUCCCCGUUUGGGAGGCGGGUGAAAAUGGACUGAACAAGAGGGAGGAGAAAACCCAGGCAGAGGAAAGAGAGGGAAAGAGCUAUAGCCUGUAGCCAGACUUUGCCUGCUUAUUCAGCGCCGAGUGCUGCACUGCGCCGUUUCCAGUUGUGGGAUGUUAAGAUUUGCCUUUGGCUGCACUUCUCCCCACUCUCGCGCUCACAUAAAGACUCUUAAGACAUUUUUAUGCUCAUUUUCUUGGAGGAGGAGUGAGAGAGGGAGAGACUAGCCAGACCUAUUAGCCUGGAGCCUGAAACACACACACACACCAACUCUCUCUCUCUCCGACACACACACACACUUGUACACUCCUCCAGCUCUGCGCUGCACCAAGGUAACAGUGAGUGGAUUUAGCUUUAGCCAUCUGGUUGGAGCGCAGAGAAAACCUCUCUGCUGCACAGAGGGGAUAAGGGAAAGGACAAUGCAGCACUAAAACACAACCGGACAGAGAAAAGCAAAGAGUGAAAGAGAGAACGACACACACUGAGACAGGAUGGCCACCGCAGUGUUUCAGGUGUCUUCAUCUUGUGUUCCAGCAACAAACUAUGAGUUGGCACCGAGCAGUGACCUCCCUCUCAAACAUGUAGACACCAUGGGCUCAACAAAAUCUUCAAAGAGCAUGGAGUCCCGGCGCAGACCAUCAAGGAGUGUGAGUCUGCUGCAGGCCCUGGAGGAGAGCUACGAGUUGGACCUGAUCUACAUCACAGAGAGAAUCAUCUCCGUCUCCUUCCCCAGCAGUGUGGAAGAGCAGAGCUACGCUGCCAACCUGCGGGAGGUUGCCUCCAUGCUGCGCUCCAAACACGGCCACAACUACCUGCUCUUCAACCUCAGUGAGAAGCGUUAUGACAUCAGCCAACUCAAUCCAAAGGUGUUGGACUUUGGCUGGCCUGACCACCAUGCUCCAGCCCUGGACAAAAUCUGCAGCAUCUGCAAGGCCAUGGACACCUGGCUGAGUGCAGACAGCCACAACGUGGUGGUCAUACACAACAAGGGCAACAGAGGCAGAACUGGAGUGGUGGUGGCAGCCUACAUGCAUUACAGCAACAUAUCUGCCAGUGCUGACCAGGCUCUGGACAGAUUUGCCAUGAAGCGCUUCUAUGAAGACAAAGUGCUUCCUGUGGGCCAGCCAUCUCAGAAAAGGUAUGUGGAGUACUUCAGCGGCUUGCUCUCCGGGCACAUCAAGAUCAACAACAAACCCCUGUUCCUUCACCACGUCAUCAUGCACGGCAUCCCUAACUUCGAGUCUAAAGGAGGUUGUCGCCCUUUCCUCAAAAUCUACCAGGCCAUGCAGCCCGUGUACACAUCUGGGAUCUAUAAUGUUCAGGGUGACAGCCAGACCAGCAUCUGCAUCACCAUUGAACCGGGUCUUCUUCUGAAAGGAGACAUCCUGCUCAAGUGCUACCACAAGCGCUACCGUAGCCCGUGUCGAGACGUGAUAUUCCGGGUGCAGUUUCACACCUGCGCUGUCCACGACCUGGGGAUUGUCUUUGGGAAAGACGAGCUUGAUGAGACAUUCAAAGAUGACAGGUUUCCAGAAUAUGGAAAAGUGGAGUUUAUUUUCUCCUUCGGACCAGAGAAAAUACAUGGUCAAGGUGUUGAUCAACUGGAAAACGGGCCGAGCGUCUCGGUUGACUAUAACACACAAGAUCCUCUGAUCCGCUGGGACUCCUACGAAAACUUCAAUCAGAACUGUGAGGACACCACAGACGAAGUCAUCCAUACCGAAGGGCCCCUGGACGGCAGCCUCUACGCCAAAGUUCGCAAAAAGGAGUCAGUUGAAGGAACGGUCACAGCGAAUGGCCUCCCGCCCACUGCUGCUGAACAUGCCCUACCUGCGGUAGACCAUGCCUUGUCAGUGAGCAGCGACUCAGGAAACUCUACUGCCUCCAUUAAAACCGACCGAACUGAUGAAGCAGCAGCAGCUCCUCAGGUUUCCACAGUGAGCCAGACACACGUUCCUGUAGGUGAGGAGCUACCCUCAGUUCAUCACCACGCCCCACCUGUACAACAACCAAUCAGUCCCCAAGAGAAACAGGAGCUGGAUCAGCUGCUUAGUGGCUUGGAAGGGCCCAUGCAUCGACAGGGCUACCUGUCCACCCCGACCUCUGCUGUUGGAGGUAUGCUUCACCUGGUGCCUGCCCAAGUCCAUGUCAAUGGGCAUAGUAGCAUUGACCGUGAGACAGACAUUUUAGAUGAUGAGCUGCCUACCAGUCAAGAGGGCAACAGUGUGGACAGUCUAGGGACAUUCUCCUCCACGGAUGGUCGGGCUACACCAGCGGAUCUUUACUACCAGCCUGAGUCACUUGUCAAUGGCCAGGACCAUGUGCCGUAUCUGGAGCGCAGUGUCCCAGAAAAACCUCUGGAAACUGUCCAGCCACAGGUUGGUAUAUCCAACAAGCCUGUCACUUUGACCCAAAGUGAUUCAGCCCCAUCCUCGGGUAAUUACAUAGCUACCCAGAAUGGCAAUUUGUACCGCUCUCAGUCAUUUGGAGCAGAGCCAAACUCUAUGCCACAAGCUCCCACGCGCACCACCAGUAGCAGGGAGGCCGUCCAGCGCGGCCUCAAUGUUUGGCAGCAGUUUGGUGUACCAGAGGAGCCAGUAACUGACGGCCUUACUUUUAGUCCACCUCCUUCUGUAGCAGUGAUGCCCAGUCACCACAGCCUCCCACAAUUCCCUCACCGCCACAGCGCCUCCCAGCAAGAAAUUGAGCAAUCUAUUGAAACCCUUAAUCUCCUCAUGUUGGACCUGGAACCAGGCCGUUCACUGGUGCCAAAGUCUCAAAGUGCUCCACUGCGGGAAAACAGUGUUGUAGUAACCACCCAGCCGUCCUUCUCUCAGAGCCAACCCAGGCCCUCCUCCCAGGCAGAUGCCAACAUUCGUACCCACUUUUCUGGCCCCACAUCCAGUCUGGCCAGCCACUCGCCUCCUUCUGAGACAUCACCUGGGAAGCCUAGAACACCAGAGCCUGCACCUGUUCAGGGAUCUCUGAGUUACACAUCUGAAAGGGCUGGGAUGAGUCCUUCCUCACAAGCCUCUCCGGCUGCAGGUGGUCAAUUCCAGCUCAAACCCGUCACUAGCUACCCACCAAGCACAUUGUCCCAGUCUGCAGAAGUUUCUGAGCCCCAGAGAAGCCCCAGUGCUGCCUCAGCAUCACCCCAGCCAAAAGAUACGGAGCAAGAUGAAGUGUUCAAUGUGGAAGGUCUGGUGGCUCAAAGAGUGGCUGGUGUCCAGGCCCGUGCAGCAUCCGUGGAUGAGCCUGCGACUCUGCCCCGUCACCGCAUAACAAGCGACGGCCAGUACCAGAAUGGUCCCGACGACAGUACCUCUCCUGAUGUCCCUCUUCGCUCCCCCGUCCGCUGUGUUUCUCCAGAGUUUGUCAACGCCAUAGCAAUGAACCCCGGAGGACGACCUAAGGAGAGACACAUGCACAGCUACCGUGAGGCCUUCGAGGAGAUGGAGGGUGGCCCCAUCAGUCCUACACCUGUAGUUGGUGGUGAGGUGUUUCCCCAAACCCCUGCCUUCCCCAUCUCGCCGCAAACCCCUUACUUCAACCUGUGUCGCUCCCCUCCUGGUCUUGCCAAGACUCCACUGUCAGCCCUGGGUCUGAAGCCCCACAAUCCAGCAGAAAUCCACCUCAAUCAGACAGGCUCAGCACCAAGAAGCUAUGUAGAGUCUGUGGCGAGGUCGGCUGCAGCAGGCGGAGAGCAGUCCACGUCACCUCGGAGCCAUAGCCCACCCGCAGAGACUACAGGGCAGCAGAGAAGUCCAAGUCCCACGUCCCACACACUGAACCCGCCUUUGUCCAGCAGCAGCCCCAUCCAGAGCUCACAGGGUGAUCACCCCUUGGCAGAGAGCAGCAUAAGCACUCCGUCCCAACCAACUACUGAUUCGGGCUUCCGCUCCCAGGCUACAGAGAGUGCCUACCCCACUCCCACCCCCUCAUAUCAAGCCCUGAAUACCCCCACGUCUUCCUACCUAGAUUCCAGCUCUCCGACCUCUUCCUACCUUGGCACUACUACCCCUACACUGUCCUACCUUGGGCCAAACACCAUACCUGGGAGCUAUGUAGCCUCAGAUCCCAGCCCGCCCACCUCAGAACCCUCCCAGACAAUGCUCAGCCACGGCAGUCCCCAUGCACAGCAUCGGACAAACGUCCUUGGCUCCACCUACAACCCCCUCCUCCAGCAGCGCUCGUGCGCUAAUCAGGACGGUUCUAUCAUGGGUCAGCAAACAUCAACAACUGAUGGCUUUGAUGUAGGUAUGGUAGGUCUCAGUGGAAGUCCCAUCCUUGGUCGUUGUCCGUCUCAGGGAGCUCAGAGCAGCCCAGUCCUCAGCAGACAGGCCUCUUCAGGACAGGGGUCUCAGCGGAGCCCGGUCCUCAGUAGACAGCCGUCCCUGGGUCAGCCAAUGCAGAGCAGCCCCGUGCUCAGCCGACAGCCAUCUGUCACACAACCACAAGGAAGUCCAGUUUUGGGCCGCCACCCAUCUGUAUCGCAGGUAUCCCAGAGAAGCCCCAGUCUGGAUCGUCACCCAAUGCACAGCGGUUACACCACCCCGGAUGAGAGACAUGGGAACCUGUCGAGACAGAGCAGCUCCUCUGGCUACCAGGGACCUCCUACUCCUUCCUUCCCCAUCUCGCCCGCAGGCUACCAAGAUGGGGGGAUGAUGGGGAUGGGUGUAGGUUUCCGGCAGGGCAGCCCAGCCCCUGGUUUCCAGCCCCAGCUUCCAGAGAAGAGGCGCAUGUCGAGUGGCGAUAGACCAAACGGUGCACAGUCCUAUGGCACCCUGAACGGGAAGAUAAUGUCUCCAAUGAGUGGAGGAAGCACUCCCGGCUACUUCCACACCCUCUCUGACUUCUCAAGGUUUAAUAUGCCAGAUGGAAGUCCUGAGAGCAGGCUGAAUGUCAAGUUUGUCCAAGACACGUCCAAGUUCUGGUAUAAGCCAGAAAUUUCCAGGGAGCAAGCCAUUAGCCUGCUGAGAGAGAGGGAGCCUGGAGCCUUUGUUAUUCGAGACAGCCACUCGUUCAGGGGGGCUUAUGGCUUGGCUAUGAAGGUCGCCUCUCCUCCACCCUCAGUGCAUCAGAACAAGAAAGGUGACAUCACCAACGAGCUGGUGAGGCACUUCCUGAUUGAGAGCAGCCCAAAAGGAGUGAAGCUGAAGGGUUGUCCCAACGAGCCUUACUUUGGCUGUCUGUCUGCCUUGGUCUACCAACAUGCCAUCACGCCACUGGCCCUACCCUGCAAACUACUUAUCCCUGCCACAGAUCUCCUCGAAGAAGUGUCAGAAGUCUCUGCACCAAACCCACUGGCUGAAAGGCUGAAACAAGGAGCAGUGCAGAGGGCCCCUGCUGAUUCCCAUGCAUGCAAUGUGCUCUACGUCAACUCAGUGGAGAUGGAGUCCCUGACAGGCCCUCAGGCUGUUGCCAAGGCCAUAACUGAGACACUGGCUGCCACUUCUCCAGCUACUGCCACCAUUGUGCACUUCAAGGUGUCUUCACAAGGCAUCACGCUGACCGACAACCAGAGGAAGCUUUUCUUCCGACGCCACUAUCCUACCAACACUGUCACGUUCUGCGACACUGACCCUCAGGACAGAAAGUGGAACAAGCCUGAGGGAGGCACAGCCAAGCUGUUUGGGUUUGUGGCACGUAAGCAGGGAAGCACAACGGACAACGUCAGCCACCUCUUUGCUGAGAUGGACCCUGACCAGCCUGCCAGCGCUAUCGUCAACUUUGUCUCAAAGAUGAUCGCCUCGCAGAAACGAUGAGAGCUGUCAGCAAACCCUGGCGCUUUUUUUUAAAUGCCUUUGGUUAUUUUCUUUCCUUUUAACCACAGACACUUACUUUCUGUUCUGGACAAUUAAGCAUUUGGUUUUACGCGUCACCUUAUUUUUUUCCUGCUCUUUUACAUUUACUUGUGUGUCUGUGUGCGUUUGUGUAUGAAAGAGAACGAGACAGAGAGUGUGUGGUGUAAUUGUGCGCGUGUGUGCGUCUCGCAUGCAUGUGCUUUUCUUCUUGGACGGACUCCAGAAUGGACCAGAGGAAGUGCAGGAUGGGGCGUGGCUGUGUGUGACAAUGGGACGGGAGGCGAUUCUGAUCUCCCUGGCAGGGUAACGCAUGGACAGGAAGAGGGAAUGACAUUGUGUGUGCAAAUGUUAUUUUUUAGCAAUUUGUUCAUUUUAUAUUUUUUUUAAGAAGAAGAAGUCAAGUUGUGUGAUGUAAAGGUGGAUUGUAAAUCUAUCAGGCUUUUGACUGGUCAACCAAAGAUUUUAAAAAAGUAGUCAGGGCGUGUAUAGUGUGCCACUGUCGGAGGGUCGGAAGUAUUCUUUUUGUAAAACAAAUAUGGCUGCUUAAUCAAAAAUACUGAACUGUUUCCUUCUGUAUGUACUGAUACUGUAGGUCAACUCUGCACCGUUGCCAUGUUGCAAACAAUGUCUCCGGACUUUGUUGCAGCUGGCGAGGUCUGUGUAAAUAUUCUAGAUUGCUUUAUGAGUAGGACUGUUCUAGAUGACAUUUGGUGCCUGACUUUCUUUUGUAAUGCAGAGCUUUUUAAGAAAAAGAAGAACAUAAAACUCUUCCAGGCUGUCUUAAAUAUGCAAAUAGCCAAACUUGGAAAUAAGAUUGUUCUCCAGAAUUCCACAGGUCCUUCCCUGUUUGAUGUUGUAGUGUCGCUAAUGAUGCAACAGAUGUUAUUCCUCUAAAGUGCAGCUAGAGUCAGACAGUAUAGAACAAUUUUCUUGUGCAUCUACGGUAUCCAGGUGAACACACAAAAGCAUCAGUAAGAAACUCAUUGAAUCAUUACAUUCACACAUAGUCUCUUGAUUGUAAAGAAGAGGAUUAGCUUUCUAUCUGCCAUCACUCUCUGUUCAGUCUGCGCAGCACAUAGCCACACUAUUUCGCUCAUUAAGGGGCCUAAAGUUGUUUUGUGAGGACAGUUCUUGUGGAAAAGUGUUGUCCUGCUACACUGCUCUUCAUUUUUCUGUGUUCAAAGUUUCCGUCGAUAGAGAGAAGCUCUUUGCGUCAGCCGGCCAAAACUGUUAACACUCACACCCUACCCAAAAGUAAGCUAUACAUAUAAAUAUACAUAUAAAGAUAUAUAUAAAAACUUCCAAACAGUGACUUAAGAUAUUUAUUUUUUUUGCUUUGUUGCUCUAUGUUAUCUUGUAUACAUGUAUUAUAAAGUAUACAUCAAGAUUACUGAAAGCAAGAAGAGAAGAUUGCUUUUUAUUUUGGCUAAAGUGCAUUGACAUAUAUAAAGGUGUAAAGUGUGUUCAUUUUAAACUGUCGUUUUUGAAUGUUUUUUGUUUUCACAGCAUUACUUUUGUUAACAUUCUUGUUUUCUUGGGGAGGCUUUGUUGUUUUUGUUAAGAGGAGGGAAAAUAUUUUGUAUGAAAGAUUGCUGUUACUAAAGUCCAAAUUGGAGUUAUCCUAAAGUGAUGCCAACACAAUUGUUUUAUUAACUUAAACCUGCCUAGAAGAUACAUUGUCCAAGUUUAGCACUUAAAUGUUAAAGUAUUAUCAGUGUGUUUCUACUUGUCAAAAGAGAAGAUAUGAACAUUAUCAGACCUGUUUCAUGUCAGCAUUGCAUGUGUGGAGGCAGACUUAGUAGUCGCUGUAGCCAUCAGCACCUCGGCAUGGGUCUGUUUAUGGAAAACUAGUCAGUUCAGUCAGUAGCUGCUGCCCUCAUGUGGUGUAGAAAGAUCAUUACAAAGGAACCACUUUUAUUCUAACAGUGUUUUAGCUGUGAUUAUGGCAUGUCAAAGAGUAAAUGUUUAAGUAAUUUGAUCACUGAGAAAAUGAGUUUUGAUUUUAAUGUUGAUUCAUAUGCUAAUUUCUUAGCAAAUGAGUUUUGCUUUUACGUUUUAGAGUCCCAUUUAUGGAUUAAGAAGUAGAGAUUACAACCCCCUCCUUUAUGCCUGAUGCUCUAGGAUCAGAUGGCAGCAUGAUGUAAACUAAUUAAAUAAGGGUUAGUUAGGGGGGCUACAUUCUGACUCAAAUGUACUUCUUCAAAUAUAAAAUAAAAUACAGCACUUACAGGGCUUUUAUAUCUGACUAGAAUGUUCCAUUAUUUAUUAGCAAGAGCCUGCAUGCUCAAGUCGUUACCUUAACGCUGCUGACUGUAAUCUGUACACAGUAUCCUCAAGUCUUACUCAAGCCAGCCCUUUCCAGAAAGAUGCCCAUAGAUAGUUAUCACAUGACGACUGUGUCUUGACUCGGCUUACGAGACAGAAGAAUUUAUAUUUUUGCCUACAAAAUGCUUGUUGAGAAAAGAGGACGUCCUCUACUUCAAACUGAAUGUUUGCCAUUUGUUUGCCAAGAUGGAAACUCCAGUGGCAUCUGCCCACUUUGACAGAUCAGUCUGGACUGUAGAAUGUGUGUGAAUGAGCUACUAUGCCUGUAUAGUGCUUUGUCAUUGUUUUGGUUUGCUACAUUGUAUGGCUUUUACUAUUUCUGAUGAAAAAAAAAACACAUUAAAAAGCAGUACAAAUCAAAAUGUAUAUAA
Messenger RNA from Epinephelus moara (kelp grouper), 8570 nucleotides. It is a transcript of the gene tns1b, whose product is annotated as tensin 1b. Bases 562 to 5835 code for a protein of 1757 amino acids. Gene Ontology annotation, molecular function: protein binding. Gene Ontology annotation, biological process: fibroblast migration. The record is from RefSeq and is a predicted model, not a curated record. The transcript has 31 exons. Lineage: Eukaryota; Metazoa; Chordata; Actinopteri; Perciformes; Serranidae.